Molecule: messenger RNA, 1779 nt
Organism: Manihot esculenta (cassava)
Lineage: Eukaryota; Viridiplantae; Streptophyta; Magnoliopsida; Malpighiales; Euphorbiaceae
Exons: 2
Coding region: 1-1779 (592 amino acids)
Source: RefSeq, a predicted model, not a curated record
AUGGAUCAAAUCAAGCCCCCGAAGAACUUAGUUUUGUCCCAGGAGAGCAUGAAUGCCGCGUUGGAUGCCCUCCGAGCUGGACGUCGCGUGUCUGAAGCCACUGAAGAGGUGGCUCAGGUUAUUUCCUCUAGGACGGUUAGCCGUCCUCCUACCAAAGCUUCCUCUCGAGCCCCUAAAACGAGCUCCCGCGGUUCCAAAUCCUCUCGGCCAUCUAGCCGUGGCAGGUCGAUCUCGGUUCCUAAACCUACUUUGGAGUCUAGGUCCAAUAAAGCUUCUAUAGAGGAGGUGAGGGAAGCUCCUCGAAUCAUUAUGAAGCAGGCGGAAGAUAUUGAGCACGUGAGGUUGGAUCCGGUUCUUCCUCCCGAGGAGGUGCCAGGGGGGAGGUUUGAGUCCCCCAUUGUUGAAGAGGAAGCCCCGGAGAAGAGGAUGAAGGUUAUUCUUGUGAAGGAAGAUGUCCCGGAGGCCUCUACCGGGAACGCCUCUACUGCUGUGGAGAUUGAAUCUGAAUCUGUUGACAAAGGCGUCAUAGAGAAAACUGGGGACAAGCGUCCAGCCCCUCCUAAAAUAUCUGCUCCAACUCCUGCUCGGAAGAAGUUCAGGGCUUCCUCGGGAUCGGCUCCAGCCCUCCCUCCUAUUAGGAAGGAGAAGGGUGUCCCCGUGGUACCUCUGUUGUUUGCCCCAGACAACGACAUUCUGAACGCGGAGGACAUCACCCACCAAUCUCCGGCUAGUGUGGUCGCCGAGAUCAUCAGAGAGCGGAUGUUUGGUGGCAUCAUAGAGGCUUCAGACCCCCGCUUGCUCGCCCUCACUGGUCUUCUAGCCAGUUCCACUAAGGAGCAGGCAGCGUUCCGGUCUCGACCUCGGGGGGAGCUCGGAGAUAUAAUUAGGGAGAUGCUCCUGAUGAUUGAGGAGGCGCGUCUGGAGGAGAACUUGUCUGCCACCAGUGAUGCCAGAGGCAAUCUUGCAGCUAUUCGAGAGAACUCCGAAUCCCUCCAAAUCGAGCUACAUACAGCUUUGGAGGCCCUCAAGAGGGCUGAUGGGAGGGCGGCUGAGGCGCAGGAACAUGCUAAGUCCCUGGAAGCAGAGUUGUCUCGCACUCGAGGGGUUCUCAAGGAAUCUGACGAGAGGGCAGCUGCAGCUGAGGUCCGCUGUGAAGAAGUGUUGAAGCAGCUGUCCUCCAUGGUGGGGACCCUUCGUGAGAGAGAUGAGGCCAUAAGUCAGAGGGACGAGAUCCAUCGUCAGUAUGAGGCCCUGAAGGCUGAUUUCGAAGGAAUUCAGGCUCAUCUUGAUAAGGUGAAGAUUCAAAAGGAAGGGGCCCUAGCUCGGGUGGAAGUUCUCGAGCAGGAGCUGAGCAGGAGUUCUGAUCGUAUCAGAGACCUGGCUUCAUUGGCGGAGGAGUCCAAGCUUCAUAAUCAAAAGCUCAGCCAUGAGGUCAGGACUUUGGAGCAUAAAUGUUUAGCCCUGCUCGAGGAGGCCAGGCAUGCUGAGGACAGAAUCCAGCUGGAGUGUGAGAAGCGUUUGAUGGAGUAUAAGGAUUCGGCUGAGCUAAAGAGGGAGAUUGAACAGGCCUGUGAAGCUCAUCUCCAAGAUUACAAGGAUUCUUCUGAGCUGAAAGCAAUCAUAGCUGAGGCCUGCCAGUCACAACUUGCGGAGUUUAAAGCCUCUGAUGAGAUGAAGACUGCUAUUUGGCAAAAAAGCUUCCGCAUGUUCAUGUCUGGCUUCAAUCGGGGUUUAAGAGAAGCCAGACUUGCUCCUGAUACCCCUUUAGCAAAGCUCUGA